AUGAACGGCGCCGCUGCGGGCGUCGGAGGAGGAGGAGGAGGAAGUGACACCGGUGCUCUCGCCACAGAAACGAUACGCAAAGCAGUCGUUCAACUCUACUUCUCUUCAACGUGCGAUGCGCAAGCUCGAGAAGAGGCGAACCAAUAUUUGCUCUCUUUUACGAACGACCCGUCGACGACGGCACAUUGUUCUGCCCUUUUACGUGAGUCGUUGCAUAACCUCUCGUCAAUGCGCGAUGAACACGACGGAGCGACGAACGGGAGAAAUAAAAGAACGGAACACACGAUCGCGUUCUUUGCCGCGAAUGUGUUGAAAACGAAAGUGCUGAAGGAAAACGUAUAUGUGGGAGAAAAUACCACUGAAUUUAUCAGCGAGAUUCUGAAAUACGCGAGCGAGUUUGCGAACAUCGACGAAGAGUCCGUCACGGUCGCUCGAAAGUUAGCUUCUGUGGCAGCAACGAGUGCGGCAUUGUCGGUGAGGCAACAACAUCAACAUCAACAAAAUCAGCGUAACGGGAGUAACGAAGACGUAGGGGUAGGUAUAGCAACAAACCUUAUUCGUUUUGCGGGAGAGCUUGCGAGUUCUGCUUUACAGAACAACGACGGCGAUGCCUUCAAUAAUAGAUUGGUUAUAAUCAGCAACAGUAGAAAACAGACGUGUGGGAUUGAAAUCUUGAAAGCAUUUACUGAAGCUAUAGAGGAAAACGUGAAAGACGGACGAACGAGAACGCAACUCGUCGAGAGGGUAUGCAAACCCAGCGGUCGCGACGUUCUACAAUUGUGCUCGAGCGUUUUAGAGUUUGCCGGAGUUUUAUCACAAUCGAUUGGUAGCAGUAGUACAAGUAGUAUUAGCAAUAGAGAGUUAGAAAACGCCGCGAGAAAUGCCGUGAACGCGUGCUUGGAAUGUUCGAAACUUUGGUUUGAAGCGUGCGCGAAGGAACCCGAGUCAACAUCUACACAACAACAGGAUCCAUAUCAACAACUCUUUUCCCCGUGUGUAGUUGGAGAGGCGUAUCCGGUUUUAUUUAGUAACGCGGCAAAGUUCGUGUCCAGCAUGGACGAUACGAGAGGAGAAGCUGCGCUGCAAUUUCUAGUAAAGAUGUGCGCUGGUGCACAAUCGACGGAUUACGCAAGAGAGCGAUGCGCCAAUCACGAAUUGAUGAAGCAGCUUAUUCAUUACGCUACUGCUUCUGAGGACAAACCGUGUUUUACAAGCGGUACGGUCGCGUCGAGAGUCUUGCAAGGUUUUGUAGCCCUCGUUGAGCGCGACGUUCUCACGUUUACGGAGCACAUGAACGACGAUGCAAAUAGUAACGCGCAACAUCAAGCAAUCGAGUUCGUAUGCGCCUUAGCCGAAGCGUUUCCAAAAGAAGCGGUAGAACCAUUUGGCGAUUUCUGUUUGAUGAUCAACACGAUGAAAAAAGAUGAACGCAUCGAGGCAUGCAGAGACCAACUCUUCGAAAGAUUAUUCAACGUUUGCUGCAUCGCAAGCGCGUCGCGACAGUCGUCACCAGCUAAUGGAAAUGAUUUUUCAGACGACUCCGCCGACGACGAAGAGUACGACGAAGAAAACGCAAAGUUUCGCGAACACGUAUUGGCGGACGCCUUCGAUACGUGCCACGGCGCUUUAGGAGGGGAAAAGUAUCUCGCGAUAGUUUCAAAUUUAUUUCAGCAAAAUGGAAAUCAGUUCGAAGCGGUGGACGUUGCGCUUUUCACUUUGAUUGCAGCAAAGUACGGUAUAAAAGAGGACAUCUCAGACGGUGAGGCGCACGUUGUGCAAUUUUUUACGCAAAUAUUCACAUCCAUCGCGAGUAACGAGGCGAUGUUCGUUUCUCACCCGCGCGUGAUUGAGACGUCGUGCAAGCUGAUUGAAACGUAUUUUCCGGUAACCGUGAUGAAGCAAGCGACCACGCCUACUGAUUUAAUUUUAGGAACGUUACGAUUUACUUUGCUCGCAAUGUCUCUCAAGGAGUCUUGGCGCGCCGCGUCGGUUGGAUUUCGCGACGUUUGCGGUAAGCUCGAAACGAAAAUUGCGCACUUUAAAGCGGAGGCGUUUGUUGAAAUUAUAGAACUAGCGACUGAGGCGAUGGAUAAAAUUCCCAUCGUAGUAGUUGGUGCGCCAGAAAAUGACGCUUCAAAACAGCAAGACCAAGAGCUGUCCCGAGCGUGCGUCGAAGGUUUAGCGCGGGUCCUUCGAACUAUGUGGGUAUACUGCGCCAACGAUGCGGGUAAAUUUGAAGUUGUUAAAGGAGUGAUGAUGCGAUUGAUUUCUCCCCACAUAGAACGCUUGAACCGCUCUGUCGCACAGAAGAACGCAAUUUUGGCUACCGACACAUCAAACAUUUCCCCCGAGAGUGUCGAAGCGUUGCAAGCGCGAUCCAUUGAAAUUUGUCUAGCGCUUUCGCGCCUCGGAGCGAUGGUGCGAUUUCUUGAGCCGCCCCCGUCUGUGACUUCUUCCUUGUUCUCUCCGAGGAAUGACUUAGCUUGCCUCGUUCUCGAGUCUGCGUGGAGCUCGAUCGAGAGCAUUCUAUCGCCUUCUACUCGAGCGACUGGUAUUGUGAAUGUGAAGAAUCAAGCUGAAAGGGAAGAUGAGGAAUCGGUCAAGGCUGUGCAAAUGCUUGCUAAUUUCGCCGUCGCUUCGAAAAUGCGCGCGAGAGAUUUCUCGGAGCACGUAUUUGCGCUUCUGGAGAGUUCAUUUGCGUCGUUCAUGCCAGGAAGUAACGCAGCGAGACACGUUAUGCAGUGCAUAUCGUUAUUUUUGGAGGCGAUUUGCGAACCCAUGCCACCAUAUGAUUUAGAUAGCGCCUCGGGGUCUACGAAGACGAGCGUGGCGCGAUGUCUCGAACGCGUUUUGAGCUCACCGGAUGCAUAUCAAAUUCAGGAGAACGGCACGUACGCGAAGGCGUUUUACGACGUUGCGCGAACGGCGAUUCUAUUUGCACCGUCUGUAUCGCUCGAUACAAACGCGUCGUCGUCAUCGCACGUCGUUUAUGAGACUUUAGCUAAGAGCCUGCAUGCGCUCGCGUCACCUUCUUCCAAUUGUGGCGUCGGCGAUAGACGAAUGGUACUUUUAAGCGUCGCAUCGUUGUGGAAUACGCUCAUGUAUCCCAGCGAAAGAUUAAUUAAAUCCUCCGCAACUUGGCAACACUGCUACUCGGCCGUAUCCAUUUUUGUCAGACGAGACCAAGCGCAGCAGGUCAUCGCGCAUUGCGCAGAUGCAAUGUUCUUCCAAGACGAGUGUUCUUGUCCGAGAGAUUGUUUACGCGCAUUGGCGAAGAUGCUGCGUGGAGCAUUAAUUGAAGUCGAUGCUUCGGAACAAGACGCUAGUAAUUUGAAGAAUCAAAAGUUGGAAUUUUUUCUCUCUCUCUUCACCGCCGCGGAUAAGUUUCAAAGCAACAUGGACUUUCUCAAAGCAGCGCACGUUUGCGUUGAGAUAAUACAAAGAGAGAAGCUUUCUUCUCAGCGCUUUGACGCCAUGCUGGUCGAUUUUGCGUACGUAUGCAGAUCAGAAGCUGACAACGACGCGCUUGAAGAUUAUCUUCUCUAG
Molecule: messenger RNA, 3546 nt
Organism: Bathycoccus prasinos
Lineage: Eukaryota; Viridiplantae; Chlorophyta; Mamiellophyceae; Mamiellales; Bathycoccaceae
Exons: 1
Coding region: 1-3546 (1181 amino acids)
Source: RefSeq, a predicted model, not a curated record